Messenger RNA from Labeo rohita (rohu), 6479 nucleotides. RefSeq names its product ubiquitin associated and SH3 domain containing Ba (gene ubash3ba). The coding region runs from base 415 to 2349 and encodes 644 amino acids. The transcript is spliced from 14 exons. NCBI's taxonomy places the organism in Eukaryota, Metazoa, Chordata, Actinopteri, Cypriniformes, Cyprinidae. Gene Ontology annotation, molecular function: protein binding. The record is from RefSeq and is a predicted model, not a curated record.
CAAGUAUUGAUAGAUUUCGCUCGCGACGCGCCUGCUACAGCAUCUCUAACUAUACACCGAGCCGCGAGUGGCUCCGACGAAUUAUAUUUUUUUCCGUGUCGGACAGCGACAAGGCUGGCUGUAGAUACGCGGAGCGAAUGAGAUUGACUUCCGACUGGUGACCCCUUUCUCAAACUGUAAUGACAUGAGCGCUCCAGCAGGAAGCUCAAAUCAUUUUGUUUAGAAACACUGUAGCGCGUCCGCCAAGACUUCUGUCUCUCCGACUGUGGGGAAUAAUGGGGCGUUUUUGAACCAGCCUUUAACGCAGAUACUGUAGCGCUUGACUCGAUGUUUUAAACGUGUGUCGUGUCCGUCCAUUUGGACGCAGCAAAAGUAAGCAAAUCGCAGUUCUGAAGCCAAAUGGAAAGCUGAACCAUGGCAGCAAAAGAGGACCUAUAUGCCAAAGUCGCUCCACGGAUGCAGAGGCAGAACCGGCCGGGAACUGUCAAACAUGGAAACAGUCUGGAUGUUUUGCUGUCAAUGGGCUUCCCUAAAACCAGGGCGCUAAAAGCUCUAGUUUCGACUGGGGGCAGAAAUGUACAAGCAGCCUGUGACUGGUUGUUCUCCCAUGUGGAUGACCCGUUCCUGGAUGAUCCUUUACCGAGGGAGUAUGUGCUGUACCUGAAACCCAGCGGUCCCCUCCUCAACCAGCUCUCCAACUUCUGGCAGCAGAGCCGAAUCACAUGUGGCAAAAACAAAGCCCACAACAUCUUCCCUCACAUAACCCUCUGCCAGUUCUUCAUGUGUGCAGAUGGUAAGGUAGAUGCCCUCUGUGAAGCUCUACAGGCAGUGGUGGGUCAGUGGAAAGGCCGUUUCCCCUCUCCGCUCCCCUUGGAGUUUUACUCAUCCUCAAACUUCAUCGGCCUCUUUGUGGAAGAGAAGGUUGCUGAGGUGAUCAAGAGCUUUGCUGCAGACUUUGCCACUGAGGCAGCUUCCAAAGCAGAUGUUCAUGUGGAGCCACAUAAGAAGCAGCUUCAUGUAACUCUAGCCUACCACUUCCAAUCCAAUCAUCUUGCAUCAUUAGAAAAACUUGCCAAAGGUGUAGACAUAACCCUGGGCUGUGAUUGGCAAGCUGUACUCUUGUCACGGGACAUCCGAUUUGCCAAUCAUGAGACCCUGCGGGUGAUGUACCCUUACGUGCCUCAGAAUGAUGAUGAACUGGAGCUGGUGCCCAGUGAUUUCAUCUUCAUGUCGUCUAUAGAACAGGCCACUGCCAGUGAGGGCUGGGUCUACGGGACCUCGAUGAGCACAGGGUUAUCUGGGCUACUGCCAGAAAACUACGUCAACAGGGCAGAUGAGUGUGACACUUGGGUCUAUCAUGGGUCUUUCUCUUUCCUUAAUGGUACCCCCCCAGCUAGUAUCAGGGGUGCAAUGGGUGGGAUUUUUCUUGACCCACAACACAUGGACGGUCGUCUCCUUGAUGACCCCAUGCCGUUGGAUCCCCCGAAUCUGAGUGUUAUAUGUCAACCUAUGCAGAUCCUACGACCCAAUCAGUCUCGACUGCCUAAGAGAACGUUGUUUGUGUGUCGCCAUGGUGAGAGAAUGGAUGUAGUGUUUGGGAAACACUGGAUCACUCAGUGCUUUGAUGCCAAAGGUCGGUAUGUACGGUCAAACCUCAAUAUGCCACAGAGUCUCCCAGCGAGAAGUGGGGGGUACAGGGACUAUGAUAAGGACUGUCCUAUCACUGUGUUCGGAUCCACACAAGCUCGUCUAGUCGGGGAGGCUCUCCUGGAAAGUCAUACAGUUGUAGACUUUGUAUACUGCUCUCCAUCUCUGCGCUGCGUGCAAACAGCUUAUAAUAUUCUCAAAGGUCUUCAAAAGGAUGGGAAAACUAAGAUCAGAGUUGAGCCGGGUUUAUUUGAGUGGACUAAAUGGGUGUCGGGAACCUCAUUACCUGCCUGGAUCCCUCCUGCAGACCUGGCGGCUGCUAACCUUUGUGUGGAUACAACGUACAGACCUCAUAUACCCGUCAGUAAACUGGCCGUGUCUGAGUCCUAUGAAACGUACAUCAGUCGCAGCUUCCAAGUGACGCGUGAAAUACUGUCAGAGUGCAAUAAUCUGGGAAAUACAGUGCUAAUUGUGGCUCAUGCGUCCUCUCUGGAGGCUUGUACGAGGCAGAUACAGGGACUGACCCCACAGAACUCUAAAGACUUUGUGCAAGUGGUCAGAAAGAUACCUUACUUAGGCUUUUGUGCUUGUGAGGAGAUGGGUGACACAGGCGUUUGGCAGCUUGUGGAUCCACCCAUCCUGCCGCUCACCCAUGGACCCAAUCACAGCUUUAACUGGAGAGAAACGCUGCUGCAGGACUGAGGAGGCUGUAACUUUUCCCCUCACUGCUUAUCCUCCAAAGGCAACAGAAACGUGCUUAGAGUCACAUCAUCACAAACCUGCAUUAUAGCACUAUAAAAGCCUCAUGCUUCCAUAGCCACGUUCUUGCACUGCUGCAGCACACCUCAUCGACCCUGUCUUUAUACAUAAAGCAUAAGAGCAGUAAUAUUCACGAUAGAUUUCCGUAAUGUGCUCAAACACCAUUUGCUGGCCUAUAGACAAGCUGCAGCAGAACACUCGCUUCCAACUGUAGCCCAGGCGAAUCUAAAAAUCUGAGAGGCAUACGUCAUACACAGGAUGUAAUACACAGCGAUAAACUCAGGUUUCCUGCCUCAGCGAGGAGGAAAUAGUGUGCAAAGUUGAUGAGUCAUCAUCCAACACUUCCAAAAUGGAUGCCGCUGGACUCCGAACCCUUUCUAAACUCCAUUUUCCUAGACUCUGUAGGGGAACGAGCCUUCUCCCUGUUACACUGUGAAUCAAAUAGACGUGCACAACCUAUUGCAUCAAGAUUUCCCAAAUACACCUGCUACAAGCCCACUCGCCAACCUCCUGAAAGCACAAGAAUAUAAUCUGGCAAUCAGAUAGACUGAGACGAAGCAGCUUUAAAGUAGUUUAGAAAUGGUAUUUGGUGGACAGCACAUUCGUCCUGUGCCUUGCUGUCAUGCUGCUACUGUUAAACACUUUGCAACUAUAGGACACUUUGGGAGGACUGUUAGCUAGGGCUUAUUUGGAGACCGUAUUUAAAGAUAUACUGUCACACUUUUCGCAUGUAGGGUCGAUUUUAAAAGAGGGAGAUUAUAAGGCAGUGAGAACGUCAUCAAAGGCAGUGCCACAAAUGGUUACAACUUCUUAAGCAGCAGCUUAAAUAAUGUUAUGUGCAGCUGUUAUGGAACGCAUUGCUGUAAGGCAAGCUUUACUUUCUGAGCACUUGAAAAAUCGAACCAAACAGGAAAGAAUGCUUCAACAAUGUAAAGAAUUGUACAUUAAUGCAUAACGUGUCUGUAUAUACUAAGUAACGUAGUAAAAAUCCAUUUGAUGUGUUUCACCUUUAAAUGGACAAAGUAUAAUUGCAUUUAUUUAUGUAUUCAUAAGAUAGUUGUAAAGAGAAUAUGUUGGUGCUUCAGGUUUUUUUGUUUGUUAUUUCCUGUUGUUGGAAUAGAGAAAUCAAGCCAUAGCAAAUGCUGAUAUAAAUCACUAUAUAAUACAGUGUUUCAUUCCACUCCAAGCACUUACAUAAGCAUAUCUGUUACGAUUACUGUAAUACGCCAUCUGUGUUCCCUGAACUUUAUAACUAUUUUAGCCCACCUAUGGUUUGACAUUUAAUGAUGAUAAGGAGGAAGCGUGCAUAAUGAGAUAUGCAAUGCACUGCACAAGCAAAAGAGGCUUCAUGGGAUUUUUUUUGCCAUAAUUUUAAAUGUGUGCUUAUCUAGUGCAUUCAAGAUAAAUGUAGAUGUUAGGCUCGACCGAACAUGCCAAUGAUGCGCAAUCAGUUUUAGAGCUGCCGUUGCUGUUUUUACUUUUUUUGCUUUUUGAGUUUAAGAGUUGAUCUCUUGCUUAAGUGGUUCCUGUCAGGGGAUGAAUGUUGGAGCUAUUAAAGGGAUAGUUUACUCAAAACAUCUUUCCAAACUCAUUUUGUUCUGACCAGAUUUGCUUACUCCAUUUCAAACAUAGAAAAAAACAGAUAAUUAAACAUCCAAUAUGAAUAAAUAGGUCAAAGUAAAGCAGCAGAUACACAAGAAUAAUUGUCUGAUCCAAUAAAAAAAAGUCAGAUACAGUAAAAGAAUUCCCAGGCAUCAAUAGUAGCUGGUUUAGGCAUGUUAAGUUGUGCGUUCAUAGUUCACAAUUUUGAGGAGGCUAUGUAUUCAAGUUGAAGUCAAAAGUUUACAUACCCCUUGCAGAAUCUGCAAAAUGUUAAUUAUUUUACCAAAAUAAGAGGGAUCAAACAACAUGCAUGUUACUGCCCUGAAUAACAUUUAAUAUUUCACAUAAAAUACAUGUACAUAUAGUCCACAUGAGAAAAUAAUAGUUGAAUUUAUAAAAAUGACCCUGUUUAAAAGUUUACAUCCACUUGAUUCUUAAUACUGUGUUGUUACCUGAAUGAUCCAUAGCUGUGUUUUUUUUGUUUUGUUUAGUGAUUGUUUGUCCUGAACAGUGAAACUGACCGCUGUUUUCCAGAAAAAGCCAUCAGGUCCCACAAAUUCUUGGUUUUUCAGGAUUUUUGUGUAUUUAAACCGUUUCCAACAAUGACUGUAUGAUUUUGAGAUCCAUCUUUUUACACUCAGAAUACUUGAGAGACUCAUACGCAACUAUUACAGAAGGUUCAAACGUUCACUGGUGUUCUAGAGGAAAAAAAUUAUGCAUUAAGAGCUGGGGGGGUUAGAAACUUUUGAACAGAAUGAAGAUGUGUACAUUUUUCCUAUUUUGCCCUUCAGAAGUUACAGAAGAUACUUGCAUGUUUGCCAGAAGACAAAAUUUAAUUACAUUUACCCUGAUCUUCAAAAAUUAAAUUAACAUUUUGCAGAUUCUGGAAGGUGUAUGUAAACUUUUGACUUCAGCUGUAUUUGGGCUACUCUUUUCAAUGCGCAGAGUAAAUGAGAACUUGUGUGCCUGCAUUUGACUACUAGCACCUUUUUUUUUAAUUUGAGAUAUUUGUAAUAAAUCAGAAAACCACUGAUAGAAAUGACCUCAACUUAAUGAUCCAGCUGCAUUUUAUAAUUAACAGCCCACUCAAAGGAAAGAAAUACACAAAACCAUCAUAUGACAUCAGAAGACUUGAAAUAAUAAACAAGCCCAUUUAAGGAUACUUUUAUAGUGGUUGUGCAUCAAGUCACCAAUCAUCGUAAUUGCUUUCUGCUUUUGCGUUCCAACAUUAGUGUUAGUAAAUCAUGAGAGAAUUUUCAGUUUUGGGUGAACUAUCCCUUCCAAACAUUUCAGAUUACAGGAAGUCUAAGACAAAUCUGUCUUCAUUCAUUUGGCAUUUUUUUCCAGCUCAACAGUAACAUAACCACCUAAAUGCUUCCUACUCAUGAAUUUAAACAAGACAUUUAUCUUAGCACAGAUGACUUUAUGUGGAGAUUUUUAAUUAGCCAAGCCAGUGUAAGUGUGUGUGGGUGUGGUUGAGUGUUUGUUCAUGUGCUAGAAGAUGAAUGCUGUUCUCCUAUAAAAAUAAUUACCUUAUUAAAUCACCCUUGUCUGCCAUUACAACAUGUCUACCGUGAAUAGAUCCUUGUUCUUCCAAAUAAGGCAACACACAACCACCCCAUCGUGUGUAUCAGUCUGUGUUACCACAGAGAGUUGAACGAGUACAGCUUGACAAUAACUGAUCCUAACUGUGUUCAAUUCACAGAGAGGUAAUGUUGUCCCUGUAUGUUUUAAGAAGCAUGCUAUGUGUGCAACUUCUUGAUUGUUUGAAAAGGAAGGGGGGUGUAAUAUGAGCCAAAGUGCUUCAUUGAUUUUUUUUUAGUUUUUUUGUUUUUUGUUUUUUUUUUUUUUUGGUUCAGAAGCAGAAUUAAUCAUUUUUAAUGCGUAUAGCCUGUUUCAAGCAUCUUCUGACCAACAAUUUCCAUUUUGGCCAUGAGGGUUUGUCUUUGUCCUGAUGCUCUUCAGAAUCAUGAGACGUUUUUAUAUACCCUUACUGAGCAGUGACUGAGAAAAUAAUACUACAAAAUCUAAAAAAUAGUAAGAAACAUAAAACCGACGUAUUACAGAUUGCUAUUUUAGCUAUUGUCAUUAAUUGUUGUUUGGUCCUCCCUGAAAUGAGUCAUGUUUAGUUUAUAUACGAAUUUAUGCUUUCAUUCAGCCCAUCUAAUUUAUUUAAAGUUAUAUUUAAGUUUUAUUUGGGGGCAUUUAGCAGCUUGAAAAUUAUCCUUGCAUGCUCACGAAGAAAAUGCAAAUGCAACCCCUCCACAGUUAAAAGUUGUACAUGAAAUGACUGCACAAAACGUGCGUAAAAUUUCAGUGCUCAAUAUUUUGAUUAGAGAUUCCAAAAGCAUAUGUGACAUUCCACCACGAAGCUACCUUUUUAAGUAUGAUUGUUGACAUUUAUUUUACAAUUGAUUUUAAUGCGUAAUGUUUGUAAAGCAUGUUUGCAAAUAAAUCUUUUGUCAUCCUGC